AUGGCUUUCAACUCUAAAUCCGCCCUCUCAUUCCUUCUCAUCUUCAACAUCCUCCUCGCCAUAACCAACCGUGCAGUCUUUGCCGGACGUGCAAUCCCAACCGACUCCAAAAACACAAACAUGAAACAACCCGACUCGUUCAUCGGCAAGGAUGGAAGCGUCCUUGUUCCGGGCAUUGGCCGUUUCAUGCUCCCACCCCUGGGCCCCGGUUUCGACCCGUUCACCUACAACCCAGUCACCGGCACCAACGGAGGAUUUGGCAUUGGCAGUGGCAGUGACACUGGCACCGGAGCCGGCACCGGUGGCAGCUACGUUCCAGGUGGCGACGAUACAUUGGUCCCAAACCCCGGUGUUGAGGUCCCGAAUCCCGGGAGUGGAAUUGGUGGCAACACUCCUGGGGCUGCAGCAGCUCGUCCUUGA
This is a messenger RNA of Camellia sinensis, 420 nucleotides long. NCBI's taxonomy places the organism in Eukaryota, Viridiplantae, Streptophyta, Magnoliopsida, Ericales, Theaceae. The record is from RefSeq and is a predicted model, not a curated record.